Messenger RNA from Fusarium odoratissimum NRRL 54006, 2394 nucleotides. RefSeq lists its product as uncharacterized. The transcript is spliced from 5 exons. NCBI's taxonomy places the organism in Eukaryota, Fungi, Ascomycota, Sordariomycetes, Hypocreales, Nectriaceae. Gene Ontology annotation, molecular function: calcium-activated cation channel activity. The record is from RefSeq and is a predicted model, not a curated record. Gene Ontology annotation, cellular component: plasma membrane. Bases 1 to 2394 code for a protein of 797 amino acids.
AUGAUCUACAUCAUUGUCUUCCUCGUCCUCCGUAAGUCAAACAGGCGUUUCUAUUCGCCUAGGUCGUGCCUAGGCACUCUGUGCGAACCUGAGCGCAGUCCCCAGCUACCCGAUGGGUUCUUCAGCUGGAUUAGAGCUUUCUGGAGGCUACCCGACGCCUAUGCCCUCCGGCAUCAGAGUCUUGAUUCAUACCUUUUCAUCCGAUUCCUUCGCAUCUGCUGCACCAUCUGCUUUGUGACUCUUUGCGUUACAUGGCCAAUUCUUCUUCCGCUCAACGCUAGUGGCGGCAAUGGGAAGAAGCAGCUUGAUGUCUUCUCCUACAGUAAUAUCAACAUCGACGAUUCAACCAAGAGGAACAGACUAUAUGUCCACUGCUUUGUGGCCUGUAUCGUGUAUAGCUUCGUUAUCUACACCAUUACGCGUGAAUGCUUCUUCUACAUAAACAUCCGACAAGCGUUUCUGCUGACUCCUCAGUACACUAAGCGUAUCUCAUCCCGCACUGUCCUGUUUACUUCAGUGCCCAAAGAGUAUCUCGAUAAGGGCCGCAUCUAUAGCCUCUUUAACGGCUCGGCCAAGAACAUUUCGAUCCCUGGCGACACUAAGGAGCUGGAUAGACUUAUAAGAGAGCGUGUCAAGGUCGCUAUGAAGUUCGAGAAGGGAGAAGUCAAGUGGAUCAAGCUAUGUAACAAGGAGCACAUCAAGUAUGAAAAGAAGACAGGCGCCAAGGUCGAAAAAGUGGCCACCGCCACAUUAGAUCCUGGAUCUGGAAACCUCGUUGCUGGCUGGAUUCCCGACGACAAGCGACCUACCCACUGUACAGGCCCUCUCGGACUUAUUGGCAACAAGGUCGACACCAUCAAAUGGGGCCGCGAGCAGCUCAAGGUCCUCAUCCCCAAGGCCCAGAGCGCUCAGACUAAUUGGAUCGCUGGUGACUACGAGAAACACUCUGCUAUUUUCGUCGAAUUCGCCACCCAAUAUGAUGCGCAGCUUGCUUUUCAAGCCGCCACUCACCACCGCGCCCUCCAAAUGGCUCCUCGAUUCAUCGGCAUAAGGCCAAACGAGGAUAUCUGGAAGAGCCUUAACUAUUCUUGGGGGCAAGCUGCAAUACGGCGAUUUGCUAUGUACGCCACCAUUACUGGUCUUAUUGUGCUUUGGGCUAUUCCUGUGACUAUUGUUGGUGUCAUUGCACAAGUAAACAUCAUCAAGACCCUCCCAGGCCUAGCCUGGAUACAGAACAUUCCUCAGGUUAUUCUUGGGGCCGUUUCUGGCUUGUUGCCUUCAAUUGCGCUAUCUCUUCUGAUGUCAUCGGUGCCGGCGUUCAUGCGUAUCUGUGCCAGGAUGUCUGGUUGUGUUUCACUGCCGCAAGCUGAGCUCUUCACUCAGAAGGCAUACUUCGUUUUUCAGGUCCUCCAAGUUUUCUUAGUCCAGACGCUCUCUAACAGCUUUGUUUCGUCUCUGGUGACCAUCCUUCGGAACCCCACCAAUGUCUUUAGCAUUCUUUCAUCUUCAAUCCCUACCGCCUCCAACUUCUACAUUUCGUUCUUCAUUGUUCAAGGUCUUACCAUCGUCACCAACGUAUUGACCCAGGUUAUUGGAUUCAUCAUAUGCACCCUUUCAUUUAAAUUCGCCAACAGGACACCUCGAUCAAUGUACUACAAGUGGACGACACUUAGUACCCUUUCAUGGGUAAGCCUCAUGCCCAUUUACACCAACAUGGCUGUCAUUAGCAUUGUCUGCUCUGUUAUUGCCCCUUUUCUGCUACUCUGGUCGACUAUCGGCACGGGGUUGUUUUAUCUCUCCUACCGUGACAAUGUACUGUAUGUUGCAGAAGCCGAGAUCGACACCCGUGGUCUAAUCUACCCUCAGGCCCUGAAACAGCUCUUAUCGGCCAAGGCCCUUAACCCUCUCCUAUACAGCAUUCCCCUUUCACUUCAGUUUCAGGAAAAUCGAGUUGACCGAAGCCAACAACAAAACGAAGAGGAUGGACAAGCCCAGAAUGGCGUCGGUCCCACCUCCACAGGUGCUAGCAAGAGCAACUUGGCCAGCAGGCUUGUGUUAAGAGCUACCCGCAAGGGCCGGAAGAAGGCUAAAUCCGUCUUCAAGUGGCUCAAGCUGUGGAUAUACGCCGAUUACGCGACGGUGGACCAGUUGGUGCAUCACGAGGACCGGAAAAACCUCGAGCAGCAUCAGGAGGCUGAGUUACAUGCUUAUUUUCCGCCCUCAGUCACAAGCCAGGCUCCAUUCCUUUGGGUUCCUGCGGACGGCGAUGCAGGCAUCUCAAAACAAGAGAUCUUUGACACCGGGAAGGGCUGCAAACUCGACGAUAGGAACCACAUACAGUGGGACACUGAGGAACCAAGACCUCCUGACUGGUGCGAGAAGAUUAAUUAUUAA